Messenger RNA from Oryza sativa Japonica Group (Japanese rice), 2540 nucleotides. Lineage: Eukaryota; Viridiplantae; Streptophyta; Magnoliopsida; Poales; Poaceae. The record is from RefSeq and is a predicted model, not a curated record.
GGGGUUUAGUAGUAGUCCUCCAUGGCUUAACAACAAGAGAAGCGCGCAAUUAGGGAAACCGUUUGGUCUUCCUUAAUUGCGCCCUCGCCCCCGCGGCAACCGUCCUUCUCCUCCAUCUCCCCUUCCACGCCGCUGCCCUCCCCUCUCCUCUCCCCUCCCGCCGAGAAAUCGGUAAGUAGUGGACUAGUCGCUGCGACUCCGCGAGGGUUCCCCGGCUGCUUGUCCACGGGAUCCCACGACCCGGCGGCGUUGCGGCGAGGAGGAGGAGAGCAGUUUGGGGGUCUCGCCGCGAUCGCUGAGAUCUCAGUUUGCCAAGGGGUUCAAGUUUCAUGAGUCAUCUUGACGUUGUUACUACUGUGGAAGUUGCAAUUCUUCAUGGAUGUCCUCAAGAGUGAUGUGAAGAAGACUGGUAUUCUCAAUGAGACUCUAAGACCACCGCUAGUUCCAUCCGAGAAGCAUAAUGCUUCUCCAGUAAACCGUGGGAGAGAUGUUGCUUCCAGGUACAAGAAUGGUCUGUCUGCUCAUUCUGCUGCCACCACAGCAAGGAGAUGCACAUCACCAAGUCCUGGGCGGACCUCCGCAAAUGAAUGCACACCAGAACCAAAAAGAGCUCAAUCAGCAGACAGAAGAAGGCCCUCAACUCCUUCUUCUAGAGUGUCAACACCCUCCACCCCUGCAUCAAGGUCUGUCACACCAGUUCGUAAUACUGUUACAGAGGGACAUAAGAGUUCUAGGCGAAUAACAAGCACAAGGAAUACUGAUGGCUUGUGGCCAGCAAUGCGAAACCUAUCUUCCUCUUUCCAGUCAGAAUCUGUGGUUACCCCCGGUAAUAAAAAGGAUAAGGUAGUCCCCAGUGGAUCUUUGGAUCAAACGAAGGGGCAAGCUAGUGUUAUAGCCGAGAGGAAGAGGAGUCCUCUGAGAAGGAAGAACAUUGGUGAACAAUGUGAGAAUGCUCAACCCUCAGAGGACCAACCUAGGAGGGUAAUCGAACAACACCGCUGGCCAGCAAUGCAGAGUGGCCGUGUGGCCAGCAAUAUUUUGUCAAGGAGUAUUGACAUGUCUGACAAAGCUGGCAGAUCAGUCCCUUCAACAAAUAUUUCUAGAGGUGUUUCACCAAGGAAGACGCUUGCUUCUGAAGGCACAGGCAAAGGGUUUAAUAAAUCAUUGGAUGAGGUAGCAAGGAGAUUGGCUAUUCAUGCAGGUGGAAGAGAUGACAAAGUAGACUCUCGCUGUCAUGCUUAUUCACAGUCAACAGAGAGAUGUAAAUCCGUUAGCCGUCCAAGUAGGGCAGUUACUUUACCUGUUCCUGUUCUUCAUCGCUCAUCUUCGCCAAGCAAGGCCUCUUCAGUUACAUCCUCUAUUUCUAGGUCCUUUCAGAGCCCAUCUCGGACAAGGCCUUCAACACCUAGCCGGUCACAAAGUGCUGGAAGUAUUCAAUCAGGUGUUGCGUCACCUAUUAUUAGCUACAUGGUUGAUGCAAAAAAAGGAAAGAAGAACUCCAGCCAAAUUGAAAAUAUCCACCAAUUGCACCUGUCUUAUAAUAGAUACUUGCAAUGGAUCUUUGUAAAUGCUUAUGCAGAAGAUACUAUGUCUUUCCAAAAAGUGACAGCUGAGAGUAUUAUAUAUAAUGUUUUGAGGAAUACCUCGAACUUGCGGGAUGUUGUUAAUAUGAGAAGAAUCAUGGUUCAAUGCAUACAACAAGAGUUGAAGCUACAUGGCAUUCUUAAAGAGCAGAUUGAUUACCUUGAACAAUGGCCAGCACUUGAAAAGGAGAACAGUAUUUCAUUAUUCCACGCAACUGAAGCUCUAAAAGCAAGCACAUUGCGUCUUCCAGUUACAUCAGGAGCAAAGGCUGAUGUAGUUGCUCUUAAGAAUGCCGUAAGCUCUGCUGUUGAUAUCAUGCAAGGUUUGGGAUCAGCGGUUCGCUGUAUGCUUCCAAAGGUUGAGGACAGGACAUAUUUGGUAUCAGAACUUUCAGUUAUAGCAAGACAAGAAAAGGCCAUGCUUGAUGAAUGCAGAGAAUUAUUAGCUAUGGCAGCAAAACUACAGGUACAGGAGUCCAGCCUGCGGACGCAUCUCACACAACUGAGGCCUGGAAUUGCUCAUAUGAUUUGACAAUCUAAGGGAAGAUCUGCAAGUCCCAGACCAGCCUUCUGAACAGGUACACCAGUGCAAGUUGAGCCUCUGGCGAUAUGAACAUAUUGUGCAAACAUACAAGGAGUUUGUAGAGAUGAAAUAAUAGACCAAAAGAACGUUGAACAUCCCCUGGUGAUCAUGGAGUGAUGCUGUGCAGCUAACAACUCAUGGUGCGGUACAGAUGAUAGAUUUACUUAAAAGGUCUCCUCAUGUGUAAAUAAAUUCAUUCAGGUUCCCCACACCCACCUACCUCUCUUUAGUUUCUCUAAAAUUAUUUGUUAGUAUUUCUACAAUGAUAGAGCUAUGUUCUUUCCGAUUGUAUUUUUUGGCAUCUGGAAAGAAAAUACACAGAUGAAAUGGAAGGGCAAAAGUAAUGAAAAAAGUGUAUUUCCCUUUUUCUUCUC